UUUUUCUUAUCAUGAGAUCGUUGUUAUUGUUCAUUCACAGUGAUCUACAACUUACAAAACCUAAGGGCUAAGAUUUUCGUAGUUUCGUGCUUUAAUCUUUAAUUAAAAACAAUUUAUUGUAACAAACUAAAGUGGGUUAUUGAACAAAUUAAUUUGCGAUGGACGACCACCACAUUUAUGAUGUUAACUUCACCGAAGAGAUCAACAAUAAGAUGCAAGUUCCGAAGAGUAUUCGAGUGAAUGGAGAUGUUUCUAAUUAUCGGUCUUCAAACUAUUACACUGACGAUAACAGCCGAUUUGGUGACAAUUUUGAUAUGAAUGUUCCAGAAAAAAUUGUUCUUAUAGGUAAUAAUCAGCAUAAGGGAUCUUCAUCAAAACCAAGAGAAUUUGCAAUUGAUGAUUUGAUUAUUCCACAGCCACCUGCUGAAGAAUUUAUUCGUGUUCAGACUCCGCCGCAAAAAAUUACCAUGUCAAGACAUUAUUUCCCUUCUGUGUUGGAUGACUUUGAAGUAAAGUCUAUGAAUACUGAACAAAGCGAAGAAUCAAUUCCGAACAAUACUGAACCAGUGACUAAUACUGUGCAAAUAAAUCCAAAUAUGAGCUUCUUCAAUACAAGUAUUAGUGAACCAAUGACAAUAUCUGAAGAAUUAGCUCACUUACGUCAACAGAUGGGUCGUGUGUCACGCCGAGUUAUUGAAUUAGAACAUAUAGCUUCACUGCCUUUUUAUGUCAGAGAAAAAAAAUUAAUUGUCACAUUGGUAUGCAGUUAUGUGGUUUUUAAAUUUGCAUCAUGGUUAACCAGACGUUAAAAGCAUUUAAUUUAUUGCAUGUGUUCCAAUUUCUUGUAAAUGCCAUAUGAUACCAAACAUUUUUUCAUUGUUAUAUAUAUUUACUUAUAUAUUACUACAGCACAUACCAAAAUUUAUGUAUAAAAAAAAUUGUGAAUCUUAAAUUCACAAUUCAGUUAUUUCAUAAAAUAUUUUUCAAAUUUUGUGGGUUGGCUACUUACAAAAUAUUGUUAAUGAUUUUUAAACAACUCAAUACAAUGCAGUAAAAUGUGUAUGACAUGUACAGAAAUGCAAAGAAAAUACUAAAAUAGAACUUUUAAAAUUUAAAUAAUGGUUAUAUUUCACUUUUCUUAAUUUGUUGCAGCCAUUUUUUUAAAUUAAUUAUUAACACAUACUAUAUUAU
Molecule: messenger RNA, 1191 nt
Organism: Rhopalosiphum maidis (corn leaf aphid)
Lineage: Eukaryota; Metazoa; Arthropoda; Insecta; Hemiptera; Aphididae
Gene: Tango11
Product: transport and Golgi organization protein 11
Exons: 5
Coding region: 159-809 (216 amino acids)
Source: RefSeq, a predicted model, not a curated record